Messenger RNA from Cooperia oncophora, 420 nucleotides. The record is from the annotation of a GenBank genome assembly. NCBI's taxonomy places the organism in Eukaryota, Metazoa, Nematoda, Chromadorea, Rhabditida, Trichostrongylidae.
AUGAGUGCACACGGUAUGCGUGUGGCAAUUAUUGGCGCCGGUGCCAGUGGUCUGCCCGCCAUCAAGAGUGCCAUCGAAGAUGGUUGUGAGGCAGUAUGUUUCGAAAUGUCAAACGAUAUAGGAGGGCUCUGGCGAUAUAAACCAGAUGCAUGUCCAGGAGAAGGUACCGUCAUGAAAACUACCGUAAUCAACACAUCGAAGGAAAUGACAGCGUACAGCGAUUUUCCCCCUCCCAAGGAUGCGGCUAAUUUUAUGCAUAAUACGGAAUUGUUGGAGUAUUUCCGAUCUUACGCGAACAGGUUUGACCUGCUGAAACACAUUCGCUUUGAGCACAAGGUGAGAUCAAUCAAAAGGAAUAGUCGCUUUCCACGAAACUGGGCAGUGGGAUGUGGAAUGGCUCGAUCUCAAAACAAACAAUAG